This is a messenger RNA of Acyrthosiphon pisum (pea aphid), 1448 nucleotides long. RefSeq names its product kelch-like protein 2. NCBI's taxonomy places the organism in Eukaryota, Metazoa, Arthropoda, Insecta, Hemiptera, Aphididae. The coding region runs from base 936 to 1346 and encodes 136 amino acids. Gene Ontology annotation, molecular function: protein binding. The transcript has 5 exons. The record is from RefSeq and is a predicted model, not a curated record.
ACCACGGUAAAUAAACCACUUCAUCGAACUCCGGUAAAAAAUGGCCGUGAUACCUAACAUAAAUAAAUGCCAUGUAAAUUGAAUAAGAGUACUUACACUUAUCUUGUUUCAAUGAUUUAAGUAUUAAUUACUUGCUGAAAAACUGUUUUGAGUAGAAAUGUCCAUUAAAAUAUGAUAUUAAAUUAUCAUGCACUUAUAAUGCCUUUUAUUUAUUUUGCUCACAUUAUUUCACUUGCAGCGUCAUAUAAAGUAUAUAAUUUAUCACCAUGUAAAUAAAUUAUUGAAACAAAAUAAGUGUAAAGAUAUGUUUUUAUUUUUUUUACACGGAGUUCGAUGAAGUGUUUUUGUUGUGAUAUAACCAAUUUGUUAGUAAUAGUCGAGACGACAGUUUUUUCGGGGAAUUUGUUUUGUCACUAAGUUUUUUUUUUAUUCAAUAAGUACUUUUAUUUAUUCUGUAUACAUUAUUUGUACACUUUAGUUAGCAUAUUUAUAAUUAAAUAAUAGGUACGCCAAUAUAGUAUCGUACGCGAGGUGCGAACACAGUAAUAACUACGGCGUGGAUUUCAAUGCAAAAUUAAUUUUUUUUUGCAUAUUUCGAUGUUUUUUAUUUUUAAAGCAUUUCUAGAAUUAUUGGAUCUUUUUGUUGGUUUUAAUGUAUAUUUGUUUAAUAUGACACCCGUACUUAGAUAAAUAACAAAUAAUUAGUUAGUUUUUGUUACAUCACGGUUGUAUUUUGUAUUUCGUGUUCGUAAUUUUAAUGAGGAUAAAUAUUGUAUUAAAUAAUGCCCCCUAAAAAAAUUAUCAAAAAAUUAAUAUGGUAUUUUUAAGAUCAUUUCUAAGGUAGCGACAGCUGGCCAGUCCGGGCACCAUCAAAUUCGAUAAGAUUUUAGAAAUAGAUCUUCCAAGUACCAGACAUAUUAUACUAUAAAUUGGCAAUGCAAAAUACGAAGCAGAUUCCGGAAUCCAGUCGAUGUGAACCAGCUAAAUACGAGUAUAAGAAAUCGUCGUAUGUGGAGAUUUAUGAUGUGCUACAAUCCUUAAGGAAAGAUGAGAUUCUUUGUGAUAUUAAACUAGAAACAGACGACGGUGGAGUUAUAUUCGGCCAUAAAGUGGUUUUUGCAUCGGCUAGUCCAUAUUUCCACGCAAUGUUCACAAACUUUUCAGAAAAGAACCAAGAUCUUGUUGUUAUCAAGGAGUUGGAUUCUAGUGCCUUACAUAUCUUAAUCGACUUUAUUUACUCUGGGAAAAUUAUAAUCACUGAAAGUCAUGUACAGGUGUUAUUGUUACCAGCGGCGAAUCUUUUGCAGUUAGAAGAAGUAAAAGAGGCAUGCUGUAAUUUUCUAUAGGCUAAACUAUGGUCCUACAAAUGUUAUUGGGAUAAAUGCGUUAGCUGAUUUACAUGGCUGCAUGCAAUUGUCAACGAGUUCAGAAUUAUAUUUUCAUCAACA